AUGGCGACGAUGAGCAAACCUCAGAGGACAAAACCCACUUCUAGAUCUCAGCGUCUUGUUCUGUUAUGCAUUGUUAUCUUCGCAUGUCUCCUCCUCCUCUCCUCAGUGAUCUCUACCGGAAAACUGGGUUUACCGUAUCAACAAACUCUAAUAGAUUAUUUCGUGAGAUCUCCUCGGGGAAAGAGAGAGCACACGCUUUCAGAGAAGUACCUGUAUUGGGGAAACAGAAUCGAUUGUCCUGGCAAAAAUUGUGAAACUUGUGCAGGCUUGGGUCAUCAAGAAUCUAGCCUAAGGUGUGCACUUGAAGAAGCCUUGUUUCUCAACAGGACCUUUGUAAUGCCUUCUGGAAUGUGCAUUAAUCCAAUACAUAAUAAGAAAGGUAUACUGAAUCGAUCUGAUAACAAAACUACAGAGGAAGGUUGGGUAGGGAGCUCUUGUGCAAUGGACUCCUUGUAUGAUAUUGAUCUCAUAUCUGAGAAGAUACCUGUGAUAUUGGACGACUCUAAAACAUGGCAUUUUGUUCUAUCCACAAGUAUGAAGUUGGAAGAAAGAGGGAUUGCGCAUGUUUAUGGAGUCAGUCGCCAUAGGCUAACACAGAGUCACUACUCGAAUCUUUUGAUCAUUAACCGAACCGCAAGUCCUCUUGCAUGGUUCGUUGAGUGCAAAGAUAGAGGCAAUCGUAGCGCCGUCAUGCUUCCUUAUUCAUUUCUCCCUAACAUGGCAGCUGUAAACUUGAGAGACGCCGCAGAAAAGAUAAAAGCAGAACUUGGUGAUUAUGAUGCCAUCCAUGUUCGCCGUGGAGACAAACUGAAAACAAGGAAAGACAGGUUUGGAGUUGAAAGGAUUCAGUUUCCUCAUCUAGACAGAGCUACACGACCGGAGUUUAUCCUCCACAGGAUAGAGAAGCUGAUUCCACCAGGGAGGACUCUUUAUAUCGGUUCUAAUGAGAGAACUCCUGGAUUCUUCUCUCCUCUCGCCGUCAGGUACAAACUGGCUUACUCGUCAAAUUUUAGCGAGAUUCUUGAUCCUAUAAUCAAGAAUAAUUACCAGUUGUUCAUGGUGGAGAGACUGGUAAUGAUGGGAGCCAGAACAUACUUCAAAACGUUUAGAGAGUAUGAAACGGAUCUCACCUUGACUGAUGAUCCCAAAAAGAACAAGAACUGGGAGAUACCAGUGUACACCAUGGAUGAAAGGAAAGAAGCAGCAAGCUAAAGUGUGUUCUGCGCAAACACUCACUGCUGUUUC
Messenger RNA from Brassica oleracea var. oleracea, 1245 nucleotides. RefSeq lists its product as uncharacterized. NCBI's taxonomy places the organism in Eukaryota, Viridiplantae, Streptophyta, Magnoliopsida, Brassicales, Brassicaceae. The transcript is spliced from 6 exons. Gene Ontology annotation, cellular component: Golgi apparatus. The record is from RefSeq and is a predicted model, not a curated record. Bases 1 to 1212 code for a protein of 403 amino acids.